AUGUGGGGACAAGAGGAGGAAGAAGAAGCCCCAGCACAGAAUGAGAAUGAACCACCAUUUGGAUCUAUAGAAUGGAUUAAUUAUUGGAGUGAAUUCGAAGGUAGCCUUCCGACUCCAAUAGAUGUUUCCAUUACUGGUUCCUUGAAGUAUUGGUGUCCGGAACUAGUUUGGUAUAAUUUUGACAUAUAUCCUCAUAAAGUGAAACUAACAAAUACCGGAUACACAGUUCUGCUCGGAGCAAAAUGGAAAGCCGAGAGACCAUUUCUAGUUGGAGGACCCUUUUUGGAAAAACAUGUGUUUUCUCAAAUACAUUUUCAUUGGGGAUCGAAUAUGAUGGAGGGCAGUGAACAUUCAGUCGAUAAAAGAAUUUAUCCUGGAGAAAUGCAGGUGACAUUCUUUAAAUCUGAGUAUAUGACCCAAGAAGAGGCCUUACGACAUCCAGACGGAGUUGUAUUCGUCUGUUACAUUAUUAAGUACGGAGUGAACCCAGAUGAUCGGCUUCAGUGGAUUUUAGAAGGUUUUCCAAGAAUUCAAGAGAGUCAAACAAGCACACGUGUCGGCCCUUACCCGAUGUCACGUCUUAUUCCGAUGUUCUUUGAAGAUUAUUUCCUGUACUGGGGAAAUUUAAAUUCCGUGAAAGGAGAUAACUUCGUCGUAAGAUGGUUGGUUCCGCGGAUAACUUUGUAUGCCUCCUUUGAACAGAUGAAAGAAUUUCGGAAACUGUGGAAUCCUUGGGACGAGCCAAAUUUACGUAAUUUUAGACCUCUGCAAGAGAGACAAGACCGCCAUGUAUUUUUCCUUAGCCCGCAUUGGAGUCAAUACAACUCAUUGCUACCAAUACCUAGGAUACCAGAUCCUUCAAUUAGUAUAUUGUCAACGGCAUAUAAAUUACAUCCUUGGAUGCUACCACCACAAAACUCAGACUUAUUCCCACAGGAAAAUGAAAAUAAAGAAGUUAUAAUUGAACAGAAAUAAUUGUUCA
This is a messenger RNA of Vanessa tameamea, 982 nucleotides long. Its product is annotated as carbonic anhydrase 2-like. The coding region runs from base 1 to 975 and encodes 324 amino acids. The transcript has 6 exons. The record is from RefSeq and is a predicted model, not a curated record. Lineage: Eukaryota; Metazoa; Arthropoda; Insecta; Lepidoptera; Nymphalidae. Gene Ontology annotation, molecular function: carbonate dehydratase activity; zinc ion binding.